Mus musculus (house mouse) is the source of this 3633-nucleotide messenger RNA. RefSeq names its product zinc finger protein 30 (gene Zfp30). The coding region runs from base 956 to 2656 and encodes 566 amino acids. The record is from RefSeq and is marked validated. The transcript is spliced from 5 exons. Gene Ontology annotation, biological process: regulation of DNA-templated transcription. Gene Ontology annotation, cellular component: nucleus; nucleoplasm. NCBI's taxonomy places the organism in Eukaryota, Metazoa, Chordata, Mammalia, Rodentia, Muridae.
GCAUUGAAGCAGCGAGAAAGAGACACACACAGCCCCACCUCCAACCCCCUUCCCCUGACCAAGAGCUAGGGGCCUGGCUCGCAGCCUCCGCGGGGCUGGAAGCCCAGAACCUAGUCAAAGAAGCUAGUGGCAGUCGGACUCUCAGGCUUGAGAUCUGAUGUCCCAGAGCCUUCAGUACCACGGUCCCGUCCGUAGCACUUUGGUGCCGCCGCUGCAGCGCUGACCGCGCUGGCAACCCACCCUCCCGGGAUACCCGUCAGCUGGGUGGUCCCCGGUCUCGUGCGGCCUACGCUCUUCUCCGGGGACCCGCUCUGAGGACCCCUGGGACUCAGGUGGCCCGUUCGUGGGUACAGCUGCCGUGCUGACGCGCUGCACCUAAACCCCGGCCUGGCUGUGGACAAGGACCGAGAGGGAAGGCGGGGGCCGCGACUUGCACGGUGGAGAUACCCUGUGCAGAACCUUAGAUUCCCGGCGGGCCUGGGGAGCAGAGAACCGGGGGACACCUCGGACCUAAGGCUGGGCAGCCCCGGACUGGUAACUGGUGAAGCAGAGUGGCCGAAGCAGCAAACUCGGGCACGGGUGACUGUGGGCUGCUGUAGUCUAUCUCGCUUGCUGGGAUCAUACGGAUGGGGUCAGCCUGGAGCCCUGAAGCUUGGAAGGGGAUUCUGAUCAAUUUCAGAAAAGCGUAGGGGUGAGGCCAGAGGACGUGGUGGCAUACACCUGACUUCUCGGGAUUUGGGAGGUGGAGGCAGGGGGAGUAGGCGCUCAAGGUCAUUCUCUACUGCCUAACGUUGGGUUGCAAGAGAGAAAAAGAAAAGAGAAGAAGAAGGAAAGAAGAGAAAAGAAAAGAAACAAGGCCUGGAGUGUCUGCCAGUCUUCAGAAGAGACCCUAGAAGCCAGCAGCUACUACUUCUGUUUAAAACAGAGAUUAUGUCUCUAGAACAGUUCUGCUCUCAUGGCUGCACCCUCUCCCUCCAGCUCUAGCCUCUGUGAACGGCUUCACCAGGACAUGAUCCUCGAGGAAGAACAAGCCAGUUCUUGCGAUUCUGGAAUCAUGGCUCAUAGUACGGUGAUGUUCAGAGAUGUGGCUGUGGGCUUUUCUCAGGAAGAGUGGGAGUGCCUGAGUGCCUACGAGAGGGAUCUGUACAGAGAUGUGAUGCUAGAGAACUACAGCCACUUGGUGUCACUGGCAGGAUGUUCCAUUUCUAAGCCAGAUGUGAUCACCCUGUUGGAACAAGGGAAGGAGCCGUGGAUGAUUGUGAGGGCUGAGAAGAGAAGGUGGAGCCGAGAUCUGGAAUCCAGAUACAGCAGUAACGGGUUACUUCCAGAAAAGAAUACUUACGAAAUUAAUCUAUCUCCGUGGGAAAUAAUGGGAAGAAUUCAAAGGCGUGGCCCCGAAGACUCCCUUUUGGGGAAAGACUUUGAAUAUAAAAUAUAUGAAGAACAAGAGAACUCUCAUAGGGUAUAUUUCAGACACGUGAUAAAAACCACCUCUGGAAAAAGACCUCGGUACAGAAAACGCACACCUGUUAGUCUCUAUCAGAAAACUCCUAACGGAGAAAAGCCCUACGAAUGUGGGGAGUGUGGGAAGGCUUUCAAAGUCCGCCAACAACUUACUUUCCAUCAGAGGAUCCACACCGGCGAGAAGCCCUACGAAUGCAAGGAAUGUGGCAAAGCCUUCCGACAGUGCGCCCACCUCAGUCGCCAUCAGAGGAUCCACGCCUCUGACAAGCUCUAUGAAUGUAAGAAGUGUGCAAAGAUCUUCACGUGUAGCUCGGACCUUCGAGGGCAUCAGAGGUCUCACGUGGGCGAGAAGCCCUACGAUUGUAAAGAGUGCGGGAAGGCCUUUCGAGUCCGUGGACAGCUCAUGCUCCACCAGAGGAUCCACACCGGUGAGAAGCCCUACGCAUGCACGGAGUGCGGCAAGAGCUUCCGGCAGGUAGCGCACCUCACUCGGCAUCAGAGGCUCAACAGUGGCAGCUCACGCCACGAGUGUAAGGAGUGCGGCCGGGCUUUCCUGUGCAGCACGGGCCUCCGGCUGCAUCACAAACUGCACACGGGAGAGAAACCCUACGACUGCAAGGAGUGUGGGAAGGCGUUCCGGGUGAGGCAGCAGCUCACCCUGCACGAGAGGAUCCACACCGGCGAGAAGCCCUUCGACUGCAAGGAGUGCGGGAAGACCUUCAGCCGCGGCUACCAUCUCACCCUCCACCAGAGGAUCCACACUGGGGAGAAGCCUUACGAGUGUAAGGAGUGCCGCAAGUUCUUCCGCCGGUACUCGGAGCUCAUUUCCCACCAGGGCAUUCACAUCGGGGAGAAACCCUAUGACUGCAAGGAGUGCGGAAAGGCUUUUAGGCUGUUCUCCCAGCUGACUCAGCACCAGAGCAUUCAUUUUGGUGAGAAGCCCUAUAAAUGUAUGGAAUGUGAGAAGACUUUCAGACUCCUCUCACAACUGACGCAGCAUCAGAGCAUUCACACGGGCGAGAAGCCUUACGAUUGUAAGGAGUGCGGGAAAGCCUUUCGCCUCCACUCGUCUCUCAUUCAGCACCAGAGAAUCCACUCUGGCGAGAAGCCGUACAAAUGUACGGAGUGUAAGAAGGCCUUCCGUCAACACUCACACCUCACCUACCAUCAGCGAAUUCAUAAGAAUUUGUAAGGACCCUUCUACGAAUCCUUGCCUUGCAAAUGUACUAAGGAGCAGUAGGAAAUCAGAAAAUUCUAGAAGAAAAAAAGGUUUGAAUCCUUAUUUUGCUGUGUUCAUAAGUAACAGCAUAAAAGGUCAAAGGAAAAAAAUGGUAAACUUUUGGAAAUUCUUUCGUAAAUGUAUAAAAGGUAUUUUGUCUUACUGUACACCUACCUAAGGGCAUAGUCAGGGUACCAACUCAUUUUGAAAAUUAAUAAAUAAAAAGAAUUGUCGUUUAGCCUGCAUAAACUCUCCGAGUGACUGAAAGUGGUUGAGGUACACAGUUCUUAGAGUGUUUCAUCAGAAUCACGCAGAGUCAUAUGGAAUUAAGAAGUUGUAUCAGGAAAACCAUUGUGUAAUAACAUACAGUGGAGCAGCGAUUCUCAGCCUGUGGGUCCCGACCCUCUGAGGGUAGAGCCACCCUUUCUCAGGAGUCACCUAGGACCAUCGAGACACAGAUUCGCAUUAUGAUCCAUUACAGUAGCAAAAUUACAGUUAUGAAGUAGCAACACGUGAUUUAAUGGUGGGAGUCACCACAGCAUGAGGAACUGUAUUAAAGGGUCACAGCGUUAGGGAGGUUGAGAACCACUGCUCUAGAAUUCAGCCAUGAUAGACUGGCUUGUACUUGGUAGUGAAUAGGUCAGGCUGCCAGGAUGUGAACCUACUGAUCCGUCUUGCCACCAGUGUAGCACAGUAAAGCGUCCCGUGUCUUCCACUGCGACAUUGUGAUAUUCCCACCUAACUCAACGCACCAAACCUCUAAAUCAAUGAGACAACCACCAACAUUAAAAAAAAAAAAAAAAAAAGAGUCAAAAAACAUAUAAUCUAGGCCAGAUCUUCACAAUCUUUCUUGUGUGUUUUUUUUCUACGUAUUCAAGAGUGAAGUGAAUUUUGUUUGUAAACUUAAAAAAAAAACUUUCUUAAAAGUAAUAAAGACAUUUUUACAGGUA